Messenger RNA from Momordica charantia (bitter melon), 1044 nucleotides. Its product is annotated as alpha carbonic anhydrase 7. Gene Ontology annotation, molecular function: carbonate dehydratase activity; zinc ion binding. Lineage: Eukaryota; Viridiplantae; Streptophyta; Magnoliopsida; Cucurbitales; Cucurbitaceae. Gene Ontology annotation, biological process: one-carbon metabolic process. The record is from RefSeq and is a predicted model, not a curated record.
AUAUAUAUUGCUCGUAAUCUGAGAGAAUAGAGCAACUCCCGACGGCGAUUCCAUUGCUUGGUCUUGCUAAUCAUUUCAUGGCUUCGGUUUUCGCUCCAGAGACCAUGAAGAUUCAGACUAAACACAUCGUUUUCUUCUCGAUUCUGAUUUUUUUCAUGCAUUCAUCUUCAAUCUCGGCGCAAGAAGUUGAGCAUGAGAUAGAGUUUGACUACACAAAAGGGAGCGAUAAAGGGCCAGAACUUUGGGGAAAGCUAAAGAAAGAGUGGGAAGCUUGUAACAAUGGAAAAUUGCAAUCUCCCAUAGAUUUAACAAGCCGGAGAGUGAAGACUAUUCCAGAGUUGGGAGAGCUAAAGAGAAGUUACAAGCCUUGCGAUGCAACAAUAAAAAAUAGGGGCCAUGAUAUUUCUCUAUAUUUUGAUGGUAAUGCAGGGUCAAUCGAGGUAAACGACGUCGUUUAUAACCUUCAACAAGUCCAUUGGCACUCACCUUCUGAGCAUUCAAUCAAUGGAAAAAGGUACGACUUGGAACUCCACAUGGUUCACUUGAGUUCUGAUCCCAAUUCGAAGAACAAAAUUGCUGUUGUUGGUCAACUCUAUAAAAUUGGAAAACCAGACCCUGUUCUCUCACUGUUGAGUAAGGACAUUAGCAGCAUGAUUAAUCAGAAGCAUGAAAAGAAGAUGGGAGUGAUGAAUCCUGAUGACAUCAAGAUUAGUGGAAAAAGGUACUACAGGUACCUUGGUUCUCUCACUGUUCCUCCGUGUACUGAAGGUGUGAUUUGGACCAUAAACAAGAAGAUAGGGACAGUGUCAAAGGAGCAAGUGGAACUUCUAAGGGAGGCUGUUCAUGAUUAUGCAGAGUUCAAUGCAAGACCAGUGCAGCCACUCAAUGAUCGAGAAAUCCAUCUUUAUUCGCCCAACUCAAAGAACUGAAGGCUGAUUAUCCAAAUUUCAUCAUGCCAUCUCUCGCCUAUUUUUUUAAUUGUUUAAAUUAUGCUUUUAAUUCUGCUAAUUUGAAUUGGACCUUUAUAAGGUUUUAAUUCCCUUA